This is a messenger RNA of Callithrix jacchus (white-tufted-ear marmoset), 5339 nucleotides long. NCBI's taxonomy places the organism in Eukaryota, Metazoa, Chordata, Mammalia, Primates, Cebidae. The record is from RefSeq and is a predicted model, not a curated record.
UAGGUUUUGGGGUACAUGUGCAGAGCAUGCAAUACAGUUGCAUAGGUACACACAUGGCAGUGUGUUCUGUUUGCUUUCACCCCUUCACCCACAUUUGGCGUUUCUCCCCAGGCUAUCCCUCCCCACCUCCUCCUCCCACUGGCCCUCCCCUUUUUGGGAAAGGAUUCCCUAUUUAACAAAUGGUGUUGGAAAAACUGGCUAGCCAUGUGCAGAAAGCAGAAACUGGACCCCUUCCUGACACCUUACACUAAAAUUAACUCCAGAUGAAUUAAAGACUUAAACAUAAGACCUGGCACCAUAAAAACCCUAGAAGGAAAUCUAGGCAAAACUAUCCAGGACAUAGGAGUAGGCAAGGACUUCAUGAACAAAACACCAAAAGCAUUGGCAACAAAAGCCAAAAUAGACAAAUGGGACCUAAUCAAACUCCACAGCUUCUGCACGGCAAAAGAACAUUUUUCUUUUAGUGUAGGGGCAUGUGACUUUUGUCUGGCGUGGCCUUAGGUCUUAUUUAUAAUUAAAUAAUUUAUAAUAGGCCACAAAAAGUUCAUUCUGCCAGUCUUACGGUCUCUGUUUUACCACCCUGGAGUUGUCCAGCUCUCCACCAUCUCUGGCCCUAGGUACAAGCAGUUUCUCCAAGGAGGUGUCUACACCUAUACUUUAAGCAACCACUGGUCUGUUUCCUGUCACUGCACAUUCAUUUGCAUUUCUAAUGUACUGUAGUCCCUUCUUAUCCAUGAUUUUGCUUUCUGAAACUUCAGUUGCUCAGGUCAUCCAUGGCCCAAAAAUAUGAAAUGGAAAAUUGCAGAAAUAAGCAAUUCACAAGUUUUAAAUGAUGUGCUUUUCCAUGUAGCGUCAUGAAAUCCUGCACUGUCCCGCUCCAUCCUACCUGGGACAGGGAUCGUCCCUCUGUUCAGCUUCCCCAUGACAUCUGCUCUCCUUGCCCUUAGUCACCAAGGAGCUGACUUCAUGAUUACAUCCACUGUCACGGUACCACAGUGCUUCUGUGCAAGGCACCCUCACUUGACUUCAUAAUGGCCCCAAAGCAAAAUAAGAGUUGUGCCAGCAAUUCCAAUAUGCCAAAAGAGAAGCUUUCCUUUAAGUGAAAAUGGGAACACUCUUGACUUAAAAAAGGAAAAAAAAAAAAUCACAUAAUGAGGUUGCUAAGCUACGGAAACAACGAAUCUUCUACCCAUGAAAUUGUGAAGAAGGAAAAAGAAAUCUGUGCCACCUCAAACUGCAAAAGUUAUGGCUACAGUGUAAGAAAAGAGCUUAGGGUGGAAAAGGCAUUAGAUUUCUGGGUGGAAGAUGUGAACAGAAACAUAUUCUGAUUGACUGCAACUAUGUGGCACCAGAUUAGCUUCAUCUUAAUUAAAUUUGAUCACUGGUAUGUAUACGAAAAGACAUGACAUAUGUAGAGAUAGGUACUGUCUGCAGUCUCAGGCAUCUGCUAGGGGUCUUUGAAGGUAUCCCCCAAGGAUACUCUAUACAAAUGAAAUAAUCCCAUAUAUACUCAUUUUUAAUCUACCCUUUUUACUUCAAAUAACUAUCUUGCUAUAUAUCCAUAUUGCAUCAACAAUUUGUCCCUUUUUAUUGCUGAGUAGUAUUCCCUAAUGUGGAUAUACACAGAGUGUUCACACAUUCACCCGUUAAUGAAAAAUCGAGUUACCAGUUUAAAAAUUUUAUAAAAAGGCUUCCGUGAACAUUUAUGUGUAAGUUGUUGCAUAUUUUUUCAUUUCUCAGGUAGCUACUAUAAAACAAAAAAAAAAUCUGGAUUCUGUAAGGAAUUAAUCCUAAAGGAUUGUUGUGGGGUGUGGAGGGGACUACUACAAUAGGAAAACGUUGCAGUGUCCCCAUUGUCGGGCUCCCCAUAUGAUCAGCAAGUGUCUCAGGAGUUAGGCAAGGGGCUAAUCUUGUAUAGGGAGGAAUAAACUUGGCUAGAAAUAACUAUUAUGGAAAAGUGGGCUGAGCAGGAGUGUCACAAUCCAGCAGGUCUUACCCUGAUGACAGCCUGUUGUCACGAGGGACUCUCAGGAGGGCUGUGGGUUGCCACAAGCUGCUGGUGGGCCAAAGCUCAGGGGCCUGGAGGACAGAAUCUGAACCAAAGUUUGGUUACAGGCAGUGUGUUCUUAUUGAUGCAUGGGGACAAGCAGUCCAGCUAAUCAUUUAUGACGCCAAGAAUGGGAAUUUAGAGGGUCUGCGUCUGGCCGGGUCAUGGAUGAACAAGGGAGCAUCUGGGAGUCUUACCAAGUUAUAUGGAAAGUCACUGGUUCUUUCCAGUAGGGUGUUUUCUGGAACCAAAGAGUGGCAGGAUUCCUUAACCUUCACUAUUUCUAGGAGCAAAGCGCAAAGGUAAAAUUCAAUACUGUUGAUCGUCACAAGUGAAAUGGCUAGAUCCUAUGCUAGGUGUAUGUUUAACUCUCUUCACACACUGCCAAAUGGUUUUCAAUCGUGGUGGUAACUAUUUUAUGAUCCCAUCAGCAGUAUACAAGAAGUCCCAGGUCCUCCACACUCUUGCCAAUACUUGGUAUAAUCAGUCUUCUUUGCCCAUUCUGGUAGGUGUGAGAUGGUGUCACAUUGUGCUUGUAAUUUGCAUAUCCGUAAUGAUUAAUGAUGUUGAGCAUCUUUUCAUGUCUUAAUUUUCUAUCUGUAUAUCUUCUUCGGUGACAUGUCUGUUCAAAUAUUUUGUCCAUUUAAAAAACUGAAUUUUGAUUUUAUCAAUGGACUUUUAAGUGUUCUUUCUGUAUUCUGAAUACAAGUCUUUUAUCAAAUAUAUGCUUUGCAGAUAUUUUCUUCCAGGCUGUAACUUAUCUCUUCAGAAAGUCUUUGGGAGCUAUGGCUUAGUGACACGCUUUUGCCAGGUUCUCCUCAGCGCAUCCCCCUGGUCACAGCCACCCCCACAGGUUCCAUUUCUGUAUCUGUGGUGACCUCCUUCUGCAAGUCAGGCUGAAGUCCCAAGCUCCUGACCCAUGUCUCCAAGUGCCCACCAUGCCCCAUGCAAAACAGAGCUCACCAUCCUCUCCCCAGACCUGCUGCUCUUCCAGAAGCCCUGUCUCCAUGAAUGGCCGUGCACCUACCCGGCUAGAGAACCCCAGGAGUCGGCCUUGGACGUCCUUCCCACUUCCACCUCCUGUCAUCCAGAGCUGUCAGUUCUUCCUCCUGAACAUCUCUGGACACUCACCUUCUCCCCCACACACCACCAUUAUUCUCACCUGCACCAGUCACCCAGACACCCUUCCUUCCUUACAGGGGUGGCCAGGGAAAAACUUCUCAAAUACAAGUCGGGCACUCAAAUACAUGCCGGCAAGGACCUUCCAGCGGUCUCCUGUGCACUUAAACAAGAUCCAGACUCCAUCGUGGGCCAAGUAAACUCCUUGAUGAUCUGGUCCUUGAGUAAUGUGGGGGCCUCUUGCCCAGAGCCCCUCACACUCUUCAAGCCCACAGCUCAAGAGCUAGCUGUAGCUGUCUGUGGAGUUCAGCCGCUGCUCCCUGCGUGCCUGCCCUCUGCCGGGGAUGGAGCCUCGUUUCCUCUCUUCCCCACCUGCGCCCAGCAGUGCAGGUGAAGGCCGGGCUGCUGAGAGAGGCUGGGAAACGCUGGGCUUUGGGGUCAGGAAUGCCAGCGCCACUACUCACUGCCUGUGUCGCCCUGGGAAAACAGCUCUGGCCCCAAGUUCCCCGUAAGAAAAACAGGGGCAGUGAUCUGUCCCCUCCUCAACGACCUAUGUCACAAUCGGAAGCCACAAAUCUCUACCAGCCAGCACGCUGCCUUGGUCUCCUCCACCACUUUCCCCAGCAAUGAGAACGGCGCCAGGCCCAGAACGGGGCCGACACUGGGUGAGGCCAGCAAGGCGUUUAGGGAAAAACUUUCGGGCAGCGCCCACUCUCGGGCUCGAGCCAGAGCAGGGUCCCUCCGAGAGGGAGCGUCUCGGGAGAAAGCGCCUGAGGCCCAGCUGUGCCAGCAGUCUGAGGACCGCCCGGAACCGCCCGGCCCUGCGUUGGUCCCGCCCCUCCGGGAUUGCCGCCCCGCUAUUGCCCGUUGCCUGUGACGUCACAGGGGCGCGACGGCGCCUCGCUCCGGUACGCCGGCCUAGCGGCCCAAGGUUCAUCGCUGCUGCAGGUCCCCGGCUGGCCGCAGUCACCGGUGCCAGUGCUUAGGCGCCCGCAGCCCUUGACCUUCGGCCCCGCGAGCCCUAACCCUAUAGCGCAGGCUCUGAUGCUGGUCUCUGGUAGAAGAAGGUUGCUCACAGCUCUGCUGCAGGCUCAGAAGUGGCCCAUUCAACCAUCCAGAGACAUGAGACUAGUGCAGUUCCAGGCACCCCACCUAGUGGGGCCUCACUUGGGCCUGGAAACAGGGAAUGGUGGAGGAGUUAUCAACCUCAAUGCCUUUGACCCCACACUCCCCAAAACAAUGAUACAGUUCCUCGAGCAGGGAGAAGUCACCCUGUCAGUGGCAAGAAGAGCCUUGGCUGCCCAGUUGCCAGUCCUACCACGGUCGGAGGUAACCUUCCUGGCUCCAGUCACACGGCCAGAUAAGGUGGUGUGUGUGGGCAUGAAUUAUGUGGACCACUGCAAAGAACAGAACGUGCCCGUGCCCAAGGAGCCCAUCAUCUUCAGCAAGUUUGCCAGCUCCAUCGUGGGGCCCUAUGAUGAGGUGGUCCUCCCACCAGAGAGCCAGGAGGUAGACUGGGAAGUGGAGCUGGCCGUGGUCAUUGGAAAGAAAGGCAAGCACAUCAAGGCCACAGAUGCCAUGGCCCAUGUGGCCGGCUUCACUGUGGCUCAUGACGUGAGUGCUCGUGACUGGCAAAUGAGACGCAAUGGGAAACAGUGGCUGCUGGGAAAAACCUUUGACACCUUCUGCCCUCUGGGCCCUGCCUUGGUGACCAAGGACAGUGUAGCAGAUCCACACAACUUAAAGAUCUGCUGCCGAGUGAACGGGGAAGUGGUCCAGAGCAGCAACACCAAGCAGAUGGUGUUCAAGACAGAGGAGCUGAUAGCCUGGGUCUCCCAGUUUGUCACCUUUUACCCAGGGGAUGUCAUCCUGACUGGGACGCCCCCAGGUGUUGGUGUAUUCAGGAAACCUCCUGUCUUUCUCAAGAAGGGGGAUGAAGUCCAGUGUGAGAUUGAAGAACUAGGUGUCAUCAUCAACAAGGUGGUGUGAUGACUCCUGCACAGGCCCUCGACAUAGGAGGGGGGCAUUUGCUCCCACUCAGCCUAGCCCAGGGAAAGGCCCAAUGCCAGGUGUGGGCAGGGGCCAGCCCUGCAAGCCUCUUCUUCUAGGUAGAAGGGAGAAAGACAACUCUCUUCAAUAAACUCGUCUGGCCAAAGCAGCAGCUUGGCUUCUA